UUCGGAGUCGGGUCGAGGAAGUCUCGUUUGUUUCCUUCUUGUCUCUCGCGUGGAGUGUGACGUCAGGGGACGCGCGGAACCAGGAAGCAGCUGCAGAGGCGACAUGUGCGGGGGCUGCGUGAAGACCGAGUACCCGUCGCGGGGUAACACCUGCUUGGAGAACGGGUCCUAUUUGAUGAACUACGUGGGUUGCAUUGAAUGUAAAAAAAAGGAUUUCGUGUUGAUAGCAAACAAGGUAGCAGAAGAUGAUGAUGGAGAGGAAAUUAUCACUUAUGAUCAUGUAUGUAAGAACUGUCACCAUGUGAUAGCCAGGCACGAAUAUACUUUCAGUGUAGUGGACGAUUACCAGGAAUACACCAUGCUGUGCAUGCUCUGUGGCAGGGCAGAAGAUUCUAUCAGUGUCUUGCCAGACGAUCCUCAUCUGAUGACUCCAUUGUUCUGAGCCUCUUGUUUUUAGCCGAUUGUAUCAUGUUAAUUUUGUAACAGCAAGUUAUGAAACAUGGAUUGGGGGGGGGAUCCUGUUCAGUCCAUGCAGAGUCAAGUGAUAUAACCCUCCUCCAUGUUUUUAAGUUACAAGCUGCUUACCUCCUCUCCACUAUAGGUACAUACUGCUUCCUAAACUUGUAGGUGAUAAAGAAGCCAAUUUCCUCUGUGCUGGCUUUAGGGCUUAAUUUUUAAGACCCAUUGUCAGCUGGCUUUGGUAGGAGAAACAAAAAUAAUAAUUCUGAGAGGGGUUGUUCUGCAGUUGGCUUCAUGCAGAAGUGAUAACAUCAUCUGAGAGAUAAUAGAAAUUAAUCCUCAGCAGGAAAGAAGGUUGCUGGGCAAGGACUGCCCAGAUUAUUUCCUUUUCAGUGUCAGGAAAAGUCUUUUGUCAGUGUUACAUAUUUAGUAAAUUGGCUCAAGUAUGGGAGGUGUUGGGUUCCUUUGGCCUUUCUGAUGUUGCUGUACUACAACUCCCAUUAUCUCUGGCCAUUGGCCAUGCUAGAUGGAGCUGAUGG
Molecule: messenger RNA, 998 nt
Organism: Podarcis raffonei (Aeolian wall lizard)
Lineage: Eukaryota; Metazoa; Chordata; Lepidosauria; Squamata; Lacertidae
Gene: CHURC1
Product: churchill domain containing 1
Exons: 4
Coding region: 104-442 (112 amino acids)
Biological process (GO): positive regulation of DNA-templated transcription; multicellular organism development; fibroblast growth factor receptor signaling pathway
Molecular function (GO): zinc ion binding
Source: RefSeq, a predicted model, not a curated record